Molecule: messenger RNA, 1081 nt
Organism: Cercospora beticola
Lineage: Eukaryota; Fungi; Ascomycota; Dothideomycetes; Mycosphaerellales; Mycosphaerellaceae
Product: TauD/TfdA dioxygenase family protein
Cellular component (GO): cytoplasm
Molecular function (GO): 2-oxoglutarate-dependent dioxygenase activity
Source: RefSeq, a predicted model, not a curated record
AUGGCGCCAGCAGCUUUCCAGACACCGGUUGAGCCCUGCGGCGCUCUCGAUGCUAUCACGUUUGACGAUGUUACGCCUGCAAUCGGACGAGAAUACGUUAAUGUCAAUAUCGUAGAGGACAUCUUGAACGCACAAGAUGCUAACAAAAGACUCCGUGACCUGGCAUAUGCGAUUUCCGCCAGAGGAGUCGUGUUCUUUCGCAAACAAGACAAUCUCACAAAUAAGCUUCAGAAAGACUUUAUCCAGCGCUUAGGAGAAGCAGUCGGGAAGCCAAAAGACUCCAGCCUCCACAUCCAUCCGGUGCUUAACGACACCUCCGAUCUAGGCCAAGGCGAUCCGCAAAUCUCUCAUAUCAGCUCGGUGCAGAGGGACGAGUUCCUGAAACACUUAGACAGGAAGGACAAGUGGCAGUAUCGUGCCGCUGAGUGGCACUCGGACGUUCAAUUCGAGCGUGUUCCUCCAGAUUACACCUCUUUGCGAGUAACUCAGCUUCCUUCGAAUGGCGGAGACACGCUCUGGGCUUCCGGUUAUGAGAUUUACGAUCGGUUCUCACCAGCAUAUCAGAAGUUCUUUGAGACCUUGACUACAACUUUCAGUGGAGAAGGAUACAACAAGAUGGCGGCCGCAGAUCCAGAGAACGUCAAGAUUCACCGCGAUGCACGAGGCCACCCACUGAACACCGCGAUGAGCUCUGUCCACCCAGUCGUUCGUACGAAUCCGGUGACAGGAUGGAAGAGCAUCUUCUCAAUAGGUCCAUUCCCCACGAGAGUCAACGAACUCACGUCGCUAGAAUCUCAGGAAUUGCUGGCGAAAUUUAUGCGGAUGAUUACCGAGAAUCAUGACCUGACCGUGCGUUUCAAAUGGAAGAAUCCAAACGAUAUUGCUAUCUGGGAUAACAGAUCAACGUUCCACACUCCAACAUUUGAUUACGAGGGGUUGGGUGAGCGCUAUGGGAAUCGUGCGGUCGGUAUCGGUGAAGAACCGUACUUUGAUCCUAAUAGCAAGUCGAGAGCUGAAGACCUCGCUGCGCAGGUGUAAGUAGAAAGAGCUUACAGCUGCGGUUGAAUGAAGGUACCGAGAC